UCGGGCGGCGACGCGCUGGGGGCGGGACGGGGCGCGGGCGGCUGGCUGGACCGGUUGGAGUUGAGGGUCCGUCGGGGAGGACGCGGCCGGUGUCCGGGUGCGAGGCUGCCGGACGGCCGGGCAUGGCAGACCAGAUUCCUCUGUACCCUGUGCGCAACGCCGCGGGGGCAGGCGCCCCCAACCUCAGACGCGCGGCCUACUACAGCGCGGCGGGGUCCGGGCCGGGGGCCGACCGGCGCGGCAGGUACCACCUAGAAGAUGAAUCCGCCCACCUGGACGAAAUGCCGCUGAUGAUGUCUGAAGAAGGCUUUGAGAACAACGAAGACGACUACCACACGUUACCGCGGGCUCGGGUAACACGAAGAAAAAGAGGACUGGGGCGGUUUGUCGGUGGUGGAUGGAGGUCCCUCUGUACCAGCUGCUGUGAUUGGCUAAUAAAUAUUUGUCAAAGAAAGAAAGAGCUGAAAGCACGCACAGUGUGGCUUGGAUGUCCUGAAAAGUGUGAAGAGAAACAUGCCAGAAAUUCCAUAAAGAACCAGAAAUACAAUGUGUUCACCUUUAUCCCAGGGGUUUUGUAUGAACAAUUCAAGUUUUUCUUGAAUCUCUAUUUUCUGGUGGUGUCCUGCUCACAGUUCGUACCUGCAUUGAAAAUAGGCUAUCUCUACACCUACUGGGCGCCUCUGGGGUUUGUCUUGGCUGUCACCAUCAUGCGGGAAGCAAUUGAUGAAUUUCGACGUUUUCAGCGAGACAAGGAAGUGAAUUCACAACUGUACAGCAAGCUGACAGUAAGAGGUAAAGUCCAAGUGCAGAGUUCAGACAUUCAAGUUGGAGACCUCAUCAUAGUGGAAAAGAACCAAAGAAUCCCGUCAGAUAUGGUGUUCCUUAGGACUUCAGAAAAAGCAGGUUCGUGCUUUAUCCGAACUGACCAGCUGGACGGCGAGACCGACUGGAAGCUAAAGGUGGCUGUGAGCUGCACGCAGCGGCUCCCAGCGCUGGGGGACCUCUUCUCUAUCAGCGCCUAUGUUCUCGCUCAGAAGCCACAGCUGGACAUCCACAGCUUUGAGGGCACCUUUACCAGGGAAGACUGUGACCCACCUGUUCAUGAAAGCCUCAGCAUAGAAAAUACACUGUGGGCCAGCACUGUGGUUGCCUCAGGUACUGUAAUAGGUGUUGUCAUUUAUACUGGAAAGGAGACUCGAAGUGUAAUGAACACAUCCAAUCCCAAAAAUAAGGUUGGCUUGCUGGACCUUGAACUCAAUCAGCUGACGAAGGCGCUGUUCUUGGCUCUGAUUGCCCUGUCCGUCGUCAUGGUGGCCCUGCAAGGGUUCGUGGGCCCUUGGUACCGCAACCUCUUCCGGUUCCUUCUCCUCUUUUCCUACAUCAUUCCCAUAAGUUUGCGUGUGAACUUGGACAUGGGCAAAGCAGCGUACGGAUGGAUGAUGAUGAAAGACGAGAACAUUCCUGGGACCGUCGUUCGGAGCAGCACCAUCCCUGAGGAGCUGGGGCGCCUGGCAUACUUACUGACAGACAAAACAGGAACCCUCACCCAGAAUGAGAUGGUGUUUAAGCGGCUGCACCUGGGCACGGUGUCCUAUGGGACAGACACAAUGGACGAGAUCCAGAGCCACAUUGCCAGCUCCUACUGUCAGGCGCAUCCUCCAGCUGCUGGGAGCAGUGCUGGCCCAGCCCCCCUGAGAAGAGCGCAGUCUUCCGCCCCCAAGAUUAGAAAGAGCGUCAGCAGUCGGAUCCACGAGGCGGUGAAGGCCCUGGCUCUGUGCCACAAUGUGACCCCUGUGUAUGAGUCCCGGGCUGGAGUCACCGGGGAGACAGAGUCUGCCGAAGCUGACCAAGACUUCAGCGACGAGAACCGCACCUACCAGGCGUCCAGCCCUGAUGAGGUUGCACUGGUGCAGUGGACAGAGAGCGUCGGGCUCACUCUGGUCAGCAGAGACCUCACCUCCAUGCAGCUGAGGACGCCGAGCGGCCAGGUCCUGGCCUUCUGCAUCCUGCACAUGUUCCCCUUCACCUCCGAGAGCAAGCGUAUGGGCAUCAUCGUCCGGGAUGAGGCCACCGCAGAGGUCACCUUCUAUAUGAAAGGUGCGGAUGCCGCCAUGACCGCCAUCGUCCAGUACAACGACUGGCUGGAAGAGGAGUGUGGGAACAUGGCGCGUGAAGGGCUGCGCACCCUCGUGGUGGCCAGGAGGGUGCUGACAGAGGAGCAGUACCAGGACUUUGAGAGCAGAUACACUCAGGCCAAGCUGAGUGUCCAUGACAGGGCACUGAAGGUGGCUGCAGUGGUGGAGAGCCUGGAGCGAGAGAUGGAGCUGCUGUGCCUGACAGGCGUGGAGGACCAGCUGCAAGCUGAUGUGCGGCCCACCCUGGAGAUGCUGCGGAAUGCGGGCAUCAAGAUAUGGAUGCUAACGGGCGAUAAACUCGAAACAGCGACCUGCAUUGCCAAAAGUUCACAUUUGGUGUCUAGAACACAAGACAUCCAUGUUUUCAGACCGGUGGCCAGUCGGGGAGAGGCCCAUCUGGAGCUGAAUGCAUUCAGGAGGAAGCAUGACUGUGCACUGGUCAUUUCCGGGGAUUCGCUGGAGGUGUGUCUCAGGUAUUACCAGCACGAGUUCGUGGAGCUGGCUUGCCAGUGCCCUGCCGUGGUGUGCUGCCGCUGCUCGCCCACGCAGAAGGCCCACGUCGUGAAGCUGCUGCAGCAGCACACAGGGAAGCGCACGUGUGCCGUCGGUGACGGAGGGAAUGAUGUGAGCAUGAUCCAGGCAGCUGACUGCGGCAUCGGGAUUGAAGGCAAGGAAGGGAGGCAGGCCUCACUGGCCGCAGACUUCUCCAUUACCCAGUUCCGGCACAUCGGCAGGCUGCUCGUGGUGCAUGGCCGGAACAGCUACAAGCGCUCAGCUGCCCUCGGCCAGUUUGUCAUGCACCGUGGCCUCAUCAUCUCCACCAUGCAGGCUGUGUUUUCUUCCGUCUUCUACUUCGCGUCCGUUCCCUUGUACCAGGGCUUCCUCAUGGUGGGGUACGCCACCAUCUAUACCAUGUUCCCCGUAUUCUCCUUGGUGCUGGACCAGGACGUAAAGCCGGAGAUGGCCAUGCUGUACCCGGAACUCUACAAGGACCUAACCAAGGGAAGAGCCCUGUCCUUUAAGACCUUCCUCGUCUGGGUUCUGAUCAGUAUUUACCAAGGUGGCAUCCUCAUGUACGGGGCCCUCGUGCUCUUCGAGUCCGAGUUCGUGCACGUGGUGGCCAUCUCCUUCACGGCACUCAUCCUCACAGAGCUGCUGAUGGUGGCCCUGACUGUCCGCACGUGGCACUGGCUCAUGGUCGUGGCCGAGCUCCUCAGCCUGGGCUGCUACGUGGCCUCGCUGGCCUUUCUCAACGAGUACUUUGACCUCGCCUUUAUCAGCACAGCCACCUUCCUGUGGAAAGUGUCGGCCAUCACAGUGGUCAGCUGCCUGCCCCUCUAUGUCCUGAAGUACCUCAGGCGCAAGCUGUCUCCGCCGCGCUACUCCAAGCUCACCUCCUGAGGGUGCUGCCUUGCGGCAGAGUGGAGAGCUGGGCCUGCCUGGAGGCUUCCCUGCCGGGCAGGACAGAGCAGGGCAGGACAGGCCUGGUCCCUACAGCAGCUCCUCCUUUCUCCUGCCCUGGCAGCUGUGGAGAGGCCGCUGGGAUCCCACUCCCACCACAGAGGACUUCUCUGGCUCCUGGGAGUCCACAUGUGGUCCCUGAUGGGCUCUGCUUGGAUGUUCAGUGCAGGAACUCACACCUCCCGACACUAAUAAAGAGACACCAUGC
This is a messenger RNA of Ochotona princeps (American pika), 3804 nucleotides long. It is a transcript of the gene ATP9B, whose product is annotated as ATPase phospholipid transporting 9B (putative). Gene Ontology annotation, molecular function: ATPase-coupled intramembrane lipid carrier activity; ATP binding; ATP hydrolysis activity. Gene Ontology annotation, biological process: phospholipid translocation; endocytosis; retrograde vesicle-mediated transport, Golgi to endoplasmic reticulum. NCBI's taxonomy places the organism in Eukaryota, Metazoa, Chordata, Mammalia, Lagomorpha, Ochotonidae. The transcript is spliced from 29 exons. Bases 123 to 3536 code for a protein of 1137 amino acids. Gene Ontology annotation, cellular component: endosome; plasma membrane; trans-Golgi network. The record is from RefSeq and is a predicted model, not a curated record.